Molecule: messenger RNA, 927 nt
Organism: Colletotrichum truncatum
Lineage: Eukaryota; Fungi; Ascomycota; Sordariomycetes; Glomerellales; Glomerellaceae
Source: RefSeq, a predicted model, not a curated record
AUGCCAGGUCUCACGAUAUCAACAGACUCGAUCUCUCCACGCGCAUCGAACACAACUGCGCCAUCCACGGCUACCACUGUUUCAGCCCCUGACGCUGCCGCUGCCUCCUCUACGGCCGGCACAGCAAACCCCCCCGCGCAGACCCCUCCGCGCUCCUCCCGCUCUUCAUCCCCCGCCCGGCCCCCCAUUAGCCCCAUAACACCGACCCUGCCCCCCGCUCGUCUUGCCGACCCGUCGGCCCCCUUUGCCGCCGACCGCCCUGUCCUCACUCACUCCACGCAGCCUCCCGCCGCCGCCGCCUCGGCUAUUCCCCCUCCGCGACCGGAGCCCAUCGACUUUGAUUCCAACCCGGACGUGUUGGCCCUCAAGUCGGCCAUCUCCAUCCUCCAGCUGCAGCAGAAGAAAGCCGCCGCUGACAUACAGGCUCUCAGUCAGGCAAAGAACGCUGCUAUCAGCGACCCAGCUGCCUUCCUCGCAGACCUUAGUACAGGCAAGGUGCAUGCGCAGGGCGACAAGCUGUUCCCAGAGUCUGAUUCUGAUUCGGAUGAUGAGGCAGAGAGCAAAGAAUCUAAACAUAGCUUGGCGGCAGGCUUCGAGAACAUGAAGGCGAGCGAUGGCGCCACAGAGCAGGCCAAGGCUCCAGAAAAGCCGCGGCCGUGGGAAUCUCUCCCCAAACCCCAGAACGUCGUGCGUUGUCCACCCAUCAACUGGUCGCAAUAUGCUGUAGUUGGGGAGUCAUUGGACAAACUGCACGCGGAUCAAAUAGCCAGGCCGAGCCAGGGCACGCCGGCGACCUUGGGGCCGACUGGGACCUACGAAUUCACGGGUGCCUCUGGUGGAAACCAACGCCCAUUUAUCGGUGUUGCAGCUCCUUAUACGCCCGGGAAGGACAGGAUUGACAAGAAGACAAAAGGAGGCAAGAGGUGA